GUAGUACUCCACUCGACCAAUUCCGAGUGGUUCGCUUUGGGGCCAGUAGACCGGUUCGUCAUUCGUUCUAACAUGUUUGCGUUGGCGAAGCUCAGGGUUGUCAAAGAUUUAUUCGAUGAGUUUUUACAACAUUCCGAGGUAUCUUUUGAUGAAUACAGGCGUAGGCUUUGCGAUGUUUACGGUACUUUUUCCUUUGAAGAAAAAUCGGUAAUUCCCCCCUCAUCUUUCGUAAUUCUAUUCAGUUUUUUGGGGAAUAUGUAAGAAGUGAAAUAAAGCUACCACUCGCGAAGCUAUCUAAGAAGUAUGAGUCUUUUGGCUCAGAGCAGUUGAUCAAAGUGUACUCAGACCUUAUGUUCUCUUUAUAUCUAACAGACUUAAGGUCCACAUGCUCUUUAUCUUGGAAUGUCAAAGACUCUCUACGACCACGCAAGAGCUGUCUGCAGAUCCAGAACUGAGCGACUGGAUUACGGGGUUGGCUGGGAGCUUGAGUGUUUGUUUUCCUGAUAGAUGUCAGUGGAAGAAUUUUCUUAACGACAACCUCGUAAGAAACUAUGGCCCGUGUUUUGGGCGAACGCUAUACAAUGUGUAUCUUAAUCUCGGUCUGGAGCCUCCGGAAUGCUUACCUCGGGACGAAUCAGAGUUAUCGGAAACCUAUUCAUCGAUUUCAGACAAUGUCGAAGAGAAAGACAAAUGUGCCGAACCGUCAACAAGUACACCAGCUGUGACCAAGUCCUGUGUGACACGCUCCACCCUGAGACAGUCGCUUCCGCGGGCGCUUUUCGCUGAUCCUGCCAUAAUGGCCGCAGCGGAUGUCAUGUCAAGGUCGUCCCCUGCGUCCCCGGAAACUGCACGCACUCCUUUGACUGCAUCUACCCCAGCACUGACCGCUGCGCAUCGAUCCGCUCGUGAUUCAAGCAGCAUGGAAUCUCACACAUCAACGUCCACUUCUCAGCUGGUCCUGAUUAACUCACAACGGUCCCGACGAAAAUGUCGCACACCCACCAAACGGCUUUCGGUUGAUAAAUCAAGACGCAGUAAAAAUGGACAAGCUCCUACAGACAAAUCAGUUUCCGUUUCAAACUCUACUAAAGGCACCCCUUCACGAGCCGCGCAGAAACAUUCCAACCCGGCGACCCAACAGCGUCGUCGUACGGAACCCACCCGGCAGUAUAAAUCGGCAAAUGCCAAACGUAAUUUGAGUACAUCGGGUUCAGAUGCUUUGGUCACAAUUGCGGAUGCAGAGCGUAAGACGCCAAAAUCUCAGUACCGACGGUCCGUUCGGGAGACUCCGAAUCCCGAACGAUCAUAUCCUCGUUGGGAAAGGGCCAGGUUGGCUGCGGCUGAAAAGACCAAAAAUAAGGCCAUUAUUGUAGAGGAAUCACCCAUUAAGCCGGCCACAUCUAUGGGAAGCCCUCUGCGUCGCUUGCGGCGCGCAAAUUCGAUGCUUGCGAACCUACUUUAUGUGGAGGCCAGGGAAUCGGCAGGUACCUUGAGUCAAAGUUCCAGUCUACCCAGGGACACCGAAGAUGCCUUAGCUGCUCCGUCGGAUCAGCCCGGUUCGGAUGGAAGCGGAUGUCUCUCCGUUACAAUGUCCCGCGCCGAACGGUGGCGUCGACAGCGACUUGAGGAAGAAUGCAGUCUCAGCCAGUUCACCUUCUCAUCACCAACGAAGCCCGCUGAAGAGUCCGUCGAGCGUAAACCAUCUGGAAUUGUGGAGUUGUCGAGAUUGACACCGAAAUCCGGAUUGUUGUGUAUUCCUACUAGCCUGGGGAGAGAAAACUCCAAUCUGUUCGCCAACAUGGCAUCGCCCGAAUCGCAGGGUUCUGGAUUUUUGACGCAAUCUCCCAUGGCCAGUCCCAUGAAAACCCCUCGAAAAAAUAUAUUCCACUUUAUUCUAAGUCCUCCGCCCACUGUAUCUCCGUUGUCUCCUCGGCGGACCGCAGUGGCUGGAACCGCCUGUACUCCUCUGCUUUCCGGUGUGUAUACCUCGCAGUCCUCUCCCCAAGUGGGUCACAAACCAUCGGACAGGAAACCACGAACUCCACGGACUACUCCCAGACGCCGUCUGACAGUGGUCGGUCGUUGUCGCGCACGGCAUUCAUCCGGCGGCGGCCUCCCUCGAGCUAUUCCAUCCUUCCCACAAAUCUUCGAUGAAGACGCUAUGUUUUUGGGCCGAGAAGAAUUCCUAAACCAAACCAACACAAGUACUACCCCAGGUGUCGAAAGCCCCCUGCGGACACCCAGCGACACUUCAGACCACAGUAUCACCACUGAACUUUCUACCACAAACAGGCACAAGCGGCAUUGUGCGUUCCCGUCUGCUUCUCCUACGGAUGCACCAGUGAUGCGUCUAUCAAAGGCGGCUCCCGAUAAUCUUGGGCCGUCGAGCAAACGUUUGACUCGACGACAAUCACACAAACCAACAAACCCCAUUCCCACCACACUUGACAACGAAGUUCCCGAAUUCCUGUUGAAGAGACCUCGUCGUUCACCCUUCGCUCCUUUGCAUGUGUUCAACAGAGCAUCUACUACUACCACUGUCAGUGAGCGGGACAAGGGUUUUCCUACAAGUGAGUUGCUGGAUUGUGGUACCACUACCACCGCGAGCAGUCAGAGCGCUUCUGCCGUCGUGGCCCUACGAACCCGGUUGUUUGGCAACAGCGAUUCGAGCGAUGCAAUUUCUACUGAUUUCGACAAACAAUCAACGUUAGAGAACUCACAAUCCACUCGGGUAAUCUACGUUGCCGGUGCGUCCAACGAUAACAAGGAGAAUUUCGUUGCCUCCACUUCCGGCACUCAUCCGCUUGACACUCCUCCAAGCCGCAUUGCUCUAGUAUCUCAUCGGAAACAACUGCAUCACAGCGUGCAUGAAGACGUGGACCUACGGAAGCCCUUGUCUACCAAAGAAUGCAACUUCCGAGCAUCUUCUUUGUGUUCCGGUAGCCGAACAGCCAACGCCAGACCCCGACGAUCUUUGUUCCAAUAGACCUACUAUGACUGUACAUGUCUUCUGUGAUGCCUUGGCGUCUUUACACGUCUACUGUCAUAUCCCACCAAUUCACUGCGGUGUUCUUUUUCCUUGUUUCCUCCCCGGUGCUUAUCUGCUUCCUUGUUGUUUUACCGCUGCGUGCUUCGUUGCUUUUGUACAUAUUCGAAUGAUUACGAUUUCAAAUUUAUCUGUUUAAUUCCGUUCCGCGCUGAGACUCAAAUGUUCUUUUCAUCUUUUCGGCUAGUGUCAUCACCAAUUGUGCGAUUCUCUGAUUAACAAAUUCACGAAUGACUGUCCUGGCAGUUUAUAUGUAAAUACAUGAGAUUGGCGACAUCCG
Molecule: messenger RNA, 3326 nt
Organism: Dicrocoelium dendriticum
Lineage: Eukaryota; Metazoa; Platyhelminthes; Trematoda; Plagiorchiida; Dicrocoeliidae
Source: the annotation of a GenBank genome assembly